UUCAUAUACACAAACCAUAAAAAAACACAAUCCUCAUUCAUCUACCACUCCCAAAUUAUUCUUUCAAUUUCUCAAGUUUGUAAUUCAAUUCCAAAUUCUUAUCUAAUGACUAACAUGUACAAUCGGAAAUCGAAAACCAGUGAUAUCGCCACAAUGAAACCCCUAGACCCAGAGGAGUUCAGGAGACAAGGUCAUCUAGUCGUUGACUUUCUCGCAGAUUACUACAAGAACGUCGAUAAGUACUCAGUCCGCAGCCAAGUUGAGCCGGGAUACCUGAAGGACCGGCUACCUAACUCGGCCCCAAACGAACCGGAACCGAUCGAACAAAUCCUCCACGACGUUCAGAACGACAUCGUCCCCGGUCUAACACACUGGCAGAGCCCUAACUACUUCGCCUACUUCCCCUCGAGCGGAAGCAUCGCUGGAUUCCUCGGGGAAAUGCUGAGCACGGGAUUCAACGUGGUCGGAUUCAACUGGAUGUCGUCUCCGGCCGCCACCGAGCUCGAGAGCAUCGUGAUGGACUGGCUCGGGAAGAUGCUCCAGCUUCCGUCGGAGUUUCUCUUCUCCGGCGGCGGCGGCGGCGUGUUGCAGGGGACCACCUGCGAGGCCAUACUCUGCACAAUGGUCGCCGCCAGGGAUCGAGUCCUGAAGAAGAUUGGGAGAGAGAACAUCAACAAAUUGGUUGUGUACGGAUCGGAUCAGACGCACUCUGCUUUGCAGAAAGCAGCUCAGAUUGCCGGAAUCAACCCUAGCAAUUUCCGCGCCGUGGCGACGUCGAGAGCCACCGAAUUCGGGCUCACAGCAGAGGCAUUUCGGGCUCAAGUCGAAUCUGACGUGGAAUCAGGCCUGGUUCCUCUGUUUCUGUGCGCAACGAUCGGAACGACGUCGUCUACCGCAGUAGAUCCGCUCGGCCCGCUCUGCUCUGUGGCGAAGGAGUUCAAAAUUUGGGUGCACGUCGACGCCGCCUACGCCGGAAGUGCCUGCAUCUGCCCGGAAUACCGCCAUUUCCUCGACGGCGUUGAAAACGCCGAUUCCUUCAGCUUCAACGCGCACAAAUGGUUUCUCACAACGCUCGAUUGCUGCUGUCUGUGGGUGAAGGAUCCAAGCGCGCUGGUGAAAGCGCUCUCGACAUAUCCGGAAUAUCUAAGAAACAAAGCUUCUGAUGAGAAAUCGGUGAUCGAUUACAAGGAUUGGCAGAUCACUCUGAGCCGUCGAUUCAGAUCUCUGAAACUAUGGCUCGUGAUCCGGAGCUACGGCGUCGCGAAUCUGAGGAAAUUUCUGCGGAGCCACAUCAAAAUGGCGAAGAAUUUCGAAGGAUUGAUCGGAAUGGACAAGCGAUUCGAGGUGGUGGUGCCGAGAAACUUCGCCACCGUGUGCUUCCGCAUUUCGCCGAUCGAGAUCAGCGGAAAUCACCAGAUCGUGUCAAAGGAGUUGGCGGCGAACAAUAUAAACGCGAAAUUACUGGAAACGAUAAACGAAUCGGGGAAGAUUUACAUGACGCAUGCGGUGAUCGGAGGAGUUUAUGUGAUGCGGUUUGCCGUCGGAGCCACCUUGACGGAGAACAGACACGUCAUCUUGGCUUGGAAAGUUGUUCAAGAACAUGCAAACGCCCUCUUAAAUUCCUCUUAAAUUUUAGCAUAUUGGUUUAUUUAAUUUAAUGUGCAUUUUAAUUUGUAGAAAUGUAAGUCCUAUUCAUAAUAAAUUUUGGAAGGAAAAUAAUAUUUUUGUUUUAAGAUUCGUAUUCAAAGAACUAGUGGGCUCAAUCUUAGUUGGUAUAUUUGGUGGACCA
This is a messenger RNA of Salvia hispanica, 1789 nucleotides long. Its product is annotated as tyrosine decarboxylase-like. Gene Ontology annotation, biological process: carboxylic acid metabolic process; amino acid metabolic process. Gene Ontology annotation, cellular component: cytoplasm. Lineage: Eukaryota; Viridiplantae; Streptophyta; Magnoliopsida; Lamiales; Lamiaceae. The record is from RefSeq and is a predicted model, not a curated record. Gene Ontology annotation, molecular function: carboxy-lyase activity; pyridoxal phosphate binding.